AUGAGUCCCCCCGCCGCCAUCUCUCCCACCCUCGCAACCGCCACCCCCGUGGCAUCCAAGCAGGCCAGCCACGACGGCGCGGUGAAGAAGCACGACGUCUCCGUCGCCGACAUGCACGGCAACUGGGACGCCUUCCGCUUCGCCCCCAUCCGCGAGAGCCAGGUCUCCCGCGCCAUGACGCGCCGCUACUUCGCCGACCUCGACGCCCACGCCGAGUCCGACGUCGUCAUCGUCGGCGCCGGCUCCUGCGGCCUCAGCACCGCCUACGUCCUCGCCUCGCGCCGCCCGGACCUGCGCAUCGCCAUCGUCGAGGCCUCCGUCUCCCCUGGCGGCGGCGCCUGGCUCGGCGGGCAGCUGUUUUCCGCAAUGGUCAUGCGCAAGCCCGCCGAUGCUUUCUUGCGCGAGGUGGGCGUGCCCUAUGAGGACGAGGGGAAUUAUGUUGUUGUCAAGCACGCGGCGCUGUUUACUUCCACGCUGCUGUCAAAGGUGCUGGCCAUGCCUAAUGUGAAGCUCUUCAACGCCACGUGCGUCGAGGACCUCAUCACGCGGCCUGGCGAGGACGGAGACGAAGAGGGGAUCCGCGUCGCGGGCGUGGUGACUAACUGGACGCUCGUGUCGAUGCACCAUGAUGACCAGUCGUGCAUGGACCCCAACACCAUCAACGCGCCCGUCGUCAUCUCCACUACGGGCCAUGACGGGCCGAUGGGCGCCUUUUGCGUGAAGCGGCUCGUGAGCAUGCAGCGCAUCGAGAAGCUGGGCGGCAUGCGCGGGCUGGACAUGAACGCCGCCGAGGACGCCAUCGUCAAGAAUACCCGGGAGAUUGUGCCGGGGUUGAUCGUCGGGGGCAUGGAGCUGUCCGAGGUUGAUGGGGCGAACCGUAUGGGUCCGACUUUUGGUGCCAUGGCUUUGAGUGGUGUCAAGGCUGCCGAGGAGGCUCUCAAGGUCUUUGACCUUCGCAAGAAGCAGAAUGAGUUCUAA
Molecule: messenger RNA, 978 nt
Organism: Clonostachys byssicola
Lineage: Eukaryota; Fungi; Ascomycota; Sordariomycetes; Hypocreales; Bionectriaceae
Source: the annotation of a GenBank genome assembly